Molecule: messenger RNA, 8449 nt
Organism: Cinara cedri
Lineage: Eukaryota; Metazoa; Arthropoda; Insecta; Hemiptera; Aphididae
Source: the annotation of a GenBank genome assembly
AAUCACAAUUGUAAUUUGUAAACCUUCGGCGUCCGGUACUCCAGCGACCCGCGGACCGGGUCACACUGUUUUUCGAAUAGCCUGCGCGUGCGGCGACAACCCACUGACGCCAAACCAAACAAUAGAAACGCGCGCAUUUUGUGGUCGACGACUCGAUGACUGUACAACGGCCGCAUAGCGCGACAAUACGGCGUCCGGUAUAUUUAAAAAAUAUCGAGGCUGUGCGAAUAAUCAUAUGGUCCUUUGUCGAUUGCUAAAUAUUCCUACGACCCUACGUCCCGAUCUCCGACUACCUUGAAGCCAUCUUCUGACUACGGAUCGAUUUUUUGACCGCUGCUUCGCACACAGAUACUGACUUCGUUCAACGACGGUGAGUGAAUCACUUUUACUGUAUAUUUCCCCUCCCUUACUAGCCGUUUACGAAACGAUAUAAUAAUACCGCUUUAAUCAUCCGCCUAUUUGCUGUGUCGUUUUUAUAGCUCGUUCUUUUCUACUCUGGCACUUUCCAGUUAUUAUAUUUUUUAGGUAUUAAGUACUAGGUACCUGCAGCCGCAACGACGCACACAGAGGAGGGUUAUGGUAUGAACGUGUUUUUCUUUCGGUUUUUCACAUUUGAUGAGAAAACUUCUGAAAAAAUCGAAAAAUAACCUCCAUAAAGUACCACUCCAAGAAUAUUUUCUUUUAGAACCACGGUCUAUAUCGUAUACAUCCGAGUAAGAUUUUUGGCUAAAACAGUGUUUAUGAAAAAAAGUAAAAUAAUCAUCUUUGUAAAACCAAUACAUUCUUCGCUCUUUUUGGAAAAAAUAUAUUCUAGAUAAGUAGAGAUGGUGAAUGUCCAAGAUAGAAUAUUAUUUUUAUUUUUAAUUCGAAAGCAUAUUAUUGUGUUAAUAUUAUGUCGAUUGACAACCAUUGUAAAUUUAAUAAUUGUGGUAGGUAUUGGUUGCUUCUCAAGUUUUCGUCUCCGUAAAUUCAGCCAUUAAGUGCCGCGUGUCAUCGUGCGCAUUGGUUUUGUUGUAUCGAGAGGCAGGAGCCGGACGGUGUNAGGAUUGAGUAAGGAGAGUGGAUAUGGUCAGCCUCUAGCUAAUUAUAGAUAAUAUCGUGCCCACGACGAAUGACUGAUAUUAAUUGUCUAUAAUGGCCGUAACUCGUUUGGGUUUUACGAACAAAUGAAAACAUUGUAUACAGGCGUACUAUUUUCAUGGUGUUUCGUAGUGCUUGACAAAUUUUUGUUCGGGGAGGUGAUAUUUAUUUAGACAAAAAUUAGAUUUUUCUUUGCAUCCUCAAAUUUGAGAAAAAAAAAUCAUCUCAUUUAAUAAAAUAAAUUAACGUCCGCCGAAGCCGUACUAUCCAAUUUUCACCCAUUCUUUUUAAUUUAAUUCUAACACGGGCAAAACCAAAAAUGAAUAGUUAUAAUAAAAUUGGUAUUGGCCAUGCCAGAACCAUAAAAAUUUAAAUUUAGGUUGGUGACUUCACGGUGUUCUUUUAUAAAUAUAAUUAAUUCAUUGCCCUCUGUUUUCAUUUUUGGUACCUAAUUGUUUUAUUUAUCAUAACUUACAGAUUUAAUACACAAUAUGGACCAACAGGAUGUACAGCACAGACAGACCCUCAAUAAAGACGAUACCAUGGAAUCAAAGUUAGAAUAUGUAGUUGGUGAUGUUGUUUGGGCUAAACUGAUGGGGUGCCCAUUUUGGCCGGCCAUUGUCACUUACGAUCCAGUAUCCAGAUUGUUUUUCAAAGGUUCGUGUAACAGAAAAUACUUCAUAUUUUGUUGUUGACGAUAUGCUAAAUAUUUUAAUAGAAUCUAAAAUUUGUUUUGCAUUUUACAUUAGCAAGUCCUAUUAGUUGUUUUCCAAUAUGAAGUUUGACAAAUAAGUUAUUUAGGGGAACCUAUACAUACGUUAAAAAAUUCUGUUGUUUGUCUUCUUCUCAUUUAAGAGGAUUUAAAACCCACUUUGUGCUAUUAUUUUUUUCUGACAUCAUACAAAUUUUUCGAGCCCUUUUCAAUUAUAAUAUUUCUCACAUGUAUAUCUUAACUAAAAAUUUAAAUUGAUAAAAAAAAAAAAAAAAAACUAGUGUACAAAUUCAGCUAAUGUUUUUCCGGAUAAGCUUACUGAUACAAUUCAUUCUAAAAUUGAAACUUAUGAAUUUUGAUCUCGAAUGACUUUUAUAUCUUACAUGAUUAUUGAUGGGGACUUUUGAUAUUAAUGAAGACAUUUUACCCAUCGUUUAGGAAGUAGUUAUAAAGAUUUAUGCCACAAUUCGGCUUAGUACCAAUUAAUUUUUCCAAUUGCAAUUAUAAUUUGAUUAGACCUUUGAACUUGCUGAAGAGAAUCCAUCAAAUAUAAUUUCAGGGAAAAUAAUUCGUAAAAAUGAUAAACAAGAUACUAUGUACUUAUUUAACCUUUUUUUUUAUUGAUUUUCAGGGGAAAACAAUACGUUUGCUCUACAUGUGCGAUUUUGUAACUUUUAUGGCCAAAGAAGUUGGGUGACGAUUGUUGAAAAAUAUUGUUCUGAACAAGAUCUUGUUUCAAAACACCCGGAUUGUAUGGUAAGCCUUAUUAAAAGUUGUUAACUACUUUACAUUUUAAUUAAUUUUCAAAUACUUACUUUUUUCGUCAUUCAGUAAAUCAACCUGUGAUGUAUCUUCGUAAGUUUAAUUAGGUCUAUUUAUAUUUUUAACAUUUUUUAUGAUUAUAUGGUAUUGUUAUAUUGAUUAUUUAAAUAUAAUUGACAUAUUUUAUUAAAACCUACUCUUCAUUGUAUCUCAAAAUAUUUAAACAUUUAUUUAAUGAAUGUUUGUAGGUUUCUUUAAAGAAAAGUAAGGAAGAAAUGAUUUCUUGGCAUGCCGCUGUGGAAGAAGCUGACCGUUUGAUGACCUUCAAUAGGUAAUAUUAUUCUGUCCUUUCGUUAGACCAUAUAUUACUAUAUUUACUUUUCAAAAACUCAAAAUGACCAACAAAGGAUGGUGCUUCUCUUGUGUGGCUUGUGAAUGCUCAAAAAAAAUUAUUAUUGUACAGAUAAUUUAAUACCUAAUUUCUUUAAUCAUUAAUAACUUGUUAUUGCGGUAUUUCCCUAAGAUAUAAAAUCAUUUAAUUAUAAUUUAUAUUAUUAAUAUGCCAACCCUUUUUUUUUUAAAUAAUGCGUAAUUUUUAUUUCAUAAAAUAAGCAUUACAAAAUUAAUUUUAUUCAGAAAUUAAUAAUAUCUUAUUAUAUAAUUAGCCUUAAUAUUACGUGUAGCAUUAUCAAUUAAGUUUUCUGUAAUUCUAUUUAAACCGUUAAAAUAUUUACUGCACUUGUUAAUUUUUAUUGUGUUUGUUAAUUAUGCUAAGAUCUAAGGUAGGUAUUCAAAAUUGUUGAAAUUAUAAUCGUUUUGUAUUUUAAAUUAGUUUUAUUAUUGUUAUACUUGAGAUGUUAAAAAUUGUUUGAAUUUAAAAACAAUCAUACUGACUUUUUAACUACUAUUUGCUUGCUAGAUAAUUUAAUUCUGUUUACAUUAAAUAUGAAGUUAAGUUUCAAUAAUGUAUAUUUUGAAGACUAAUGUAAGAAAUGUGAUUGAGAAAUAAUGGUAGGUACAAUGUUAUUGAAUUUUGUACAAUAAUAGAAGUCCAGAAGCCACACUGAUGAGAUUGUAGAGUACAUCACUGUUGUAUGAUUGACAUAUUUACAAAAGUAUUUAUGUCUAUAGUUUAACCAGUCACCAUCUUAUCUUUUCUAUGAUAGUCACUUGACUUAGUUUUAUAGCGACUCCAUAGGUAAAGCCUUUUUAGUAGUAUAAGGUCUAUGUGUGAUUUGAUUGAGAAAUAAUGGUAGGUACAAUGUUUAUUGAAUUUUGUACAAUAAUAGAAGUCCAGAAGCCACACUGAUGAGAUUGUAGAGUACAUCACUGAUGUAUGAUCCACAUAUUCAUAUCUAUAGUUUAACCAGUCACCAUCUUAUCUCUUCUAUGAUAGUCACUUGACUUUGUUUUAUAGCUACUCCAUAGGUAAAGCCUUUUUGGUAGUAUAAGGUCUAUAUUUGUUCCUGAAUUCACACUUUUUUAGUUAUUCAAAAAUAAAUUACAUUUUUCAGAGAGGAGAGAUUGUUACGNCCAUCUUAUCUUUUCUAUGAUAGUCACUUGACUUAGUUUUAUAGCGACUCCAUAGGUAAAGCCUUUUUAGUAGUAUAAGGUCUAUAUUCCUUCCCGAAUUCACACAUUUUGAGUUAUUAAAAAAUAAAUUACAUUUUUCAGAGAGGAAAGACUGUACCAUCUUUGUACUUUAAAGGAUUCUUCCCCUAUUGAAGAACGUGGUAUAUAUGGUCCUGUAAGUUUUAUAUUAAUUACAGUGCCGCAUUUAUUACAGAAUUGUUUUUGUUCAUAGGCACUAGGAGAGUCUGAAGUAAGAUCUAGUGGGGUUUACUGCCUUGAUGUAAAUGAAUGUUUUAGCCCAAAAGUCCGGAAAGCCACUUAUUCCCAUGUAGAAGAAUUAAGAUCGGAUCAUUUAGAUCUUGGUUCAGAUGACACACGUCUUUUAUUAGCUGAGAUCCGCAAAAGUGUAAAGUGAGGAAUAUAAAUUCAAAUUAAUGUACUACUCUAUAAUUUUAUUACUGAACUAACAUUAUUCACUUUGCUUAUAAUAACUCGUAUUAUUUACACAGUUUGUUACAUAAUAGUUCCAUAUUUUGUAUUUUUAGUACAUUGGAAAGACUAUUAAAAGACUAAAAUUGAUAGUUGCAAACACAGAAAGAAAAAGAAGAUGGACUCAAAAUAUUUUCAAAUUAUAAUAACUAAUAAAUUGGCACAUAUUUCUAAGUACAGAAUUAUAUUUUAUAUUUUGUCUUAAUUUUCAUUUUUAAACAUAUAACAUUCCUAUAAUAAUAAGUGUGAUUACAUAUAAAUUUAAAAUUAGGUAACAAUAGUUCAAUAUCAUAUCCAUGCUCCUAAAAACAAUAUAUAAUAAAUAUUGUCUUAACGAGGUUGGAUUUUAAAAUUAAAGCAAGAUAUAAUAAAUGUAACAAAUUUAAGAGGAUUUGUUUACACUAUUUCAUUAUUAAUUACUAAUUUUAUUAUUGUAUAUACUAUGAUGCGAAUAGUAGAUAAUAAGGGUAGUAUUAUAUUUUAAUAAUUAUAUUCUUUCUGAUUUCCUUUUAUUAUUAUAAUACUAAAGUUUAUUAUUGUAACACAUAGUUUUUAUAAUUUUGAAAAUAAAAUACACAUACAAAAAAUUAUUUUGGAUUUUUUUUUUUUAUCUUUGGAUCCGCUCUUGAGUGUAGCAUUUUAUAUAUUAUACUUGAAUGUAAUAAAUAUUAUUUUUAUUAUGAUUUUUCUCAUUGUUAUUGUUACUUAUAAUUUUCUAAUGAUGUAUAACAAAACAUAAUUUAAAAAUAAAUGAUGUGGAAUGGAGAGUUCAAACAUUGGCUAAAAGAAUAAAUAAAUUAUAAACAUUCUUUCUAUUGAUUUUUCUGGUUGCAUUUUAUAUCUAGUUGGUGAGUGUUUGUGGUGGGUUGUUACUGCUGUAUUCGGUACAACCUAACGAUUACAUUGGUGGAACGAGUACAUUGAUCUUUCCAUAUUCAUUUCAUCAGUACAAAGUUACUAACUACAAAAUAGUCCCCAAUGAUUACUGAUUACUGAUUACUGACAGUAGUGGAAUAGUAANGAGUUAUCAUGAUCAUAGAUGUAAUAAGUCGGUCCCACAUGAUUCGUGUACUCAGCGAAUAAUCGUAAUGCUUUAAGACUACGAGUCUUGUAGGAGGUAUUUCAUCAAAUUUUUAUCUAUAUAAUUUAUUUAAGUUUAGGCAAGUACCUAAGUUAAUAAAACGGUAGUAAUUUUUAAUUAGGCAUUUCAAAUGUAUAUUUAUUAUUUAUAUUAUAAUACUGGAAAAAUAGUGAAUCUGUUACAGAUUUAAUUAUCUAAAGCUAAUUUUUUUUCAAAUACAGUAAAAUAAUGUCGUAUAAUAGAACUACGAAGUACGAAGCAUAUUCGUUAAUAAAUAUCCAUAUCAAGAAUGAGUACACAUUUAAAUAUAUUAUGUAUUUUGAACAAUACGAAUCCGAGUACAAAUGUAACUAAUUAAAGAAUGUACCGAUGUAACGAGUAUUUUGGAAUCGGUACUGUACAGUAACUGUACCGAUUAGAACGAUUCCACUAAAGGAAUNAAGAAUAUAUAAAUUAUAAACAUUCUUUCUAUUGAUUUUUAUCUUACGACUAACAAUUUAAACUAGUAUUGAGAUUUAAUUUUAAUGGAUACCUAUUGAAAAUUAAAAAAAUAAUUUAAGGAAUGUGUUAACUUAAAAAUUGUGGUAAUCCUGAUCUACUUGAGAUUUAUUUUCAAUGACAUUAAGAAUUUAAUUAUUGAAAACAAUGUUAUAACAUAUUGAAGAGGGUAUUGAUGGGGAAUGUAGCUUAGAAAAUACUAGAUCAUAGUGUAUUAAAAAUGUAAGUAUUUUAUUUUCAUGCGGUUUAGAAUUUCUGGGAUAAACUGGAAACACAAUUAUAGGAAAAAUAUCAAAUAUUUAAUUUACCCUUAUUUGUAUACAUUUUAUAUCUAAUUCGUGAGUAUGCAUGUCAGUUUUUGAUUUUCCUUAAUUUGAAAUGUUUGAGUUUUUCUUUAAAGUCUAAUCGGUUNAUAAGGUCUAUAUUUGUUCCUGAAUUCACACUUUUUUAGUUAUUCAAAAAUAAAUUACAUUUUUCAGAGAGGAGAGAUUGUUACGUUUUUGUACUAUCUAUAAAUUGGACUUUUCUAAAGAACUUAAUAUAAAUGGUCCUUCCGAUGAUCCUGUAAGUUUUUAUAUAACUACUGUAUUCCAUUAAGUACAUAGUUGUUUUUGUUUAUAGGCACCACAAAACACUAAUUUAAAUUCUAAUGGGGUGUUCCAUAAUGAAGCUGCACCAGUUAUUAUAAGAAAUGAAAAUAUUCAGAAUAAUGACACCACUGAUGGCAAUGAGAGCGAUGACUCUGAUUACAGUGCUGCUAAUGCAUUGGAAAUUGCAGAUCUAUUACUUCAAAAAUAUGGAUUUUCACAAAAUGAUGCGAAACCCGAAAAGGAUGAGUUAGAUUUCAAGAAAUUGGAAGUUAGUCCCCGCAACUAUCAUUUAACAUUGGAGCUCAUGGAAAAAAUAUGGUGAAGAAUAUAAAUUCAAAUUAAUGUUUCUAGGCUAUAAUUGUAUUACUGAACUAACAUUAAUCUUUUUACUAAUAAUAACUCUUAUUAUUUACAUAGUUUGUUAUAUUAUGGUCCUGUAUUUUGAAUUUUUAGGGCUAUGGAAGAAAGAGAAUAUCGAGAGUUACAAAUUCAGAAACAAAAAGAUGAACUCAAAAGAUGUUUAAGAUAUUGACACAUAUUUCUAAGUACAGAACUAUAUUUGAUAUUUUGUAUUAAUUUUCAUUUUUAAACUUAAUGUAUUUAUUAAACAUAUAACAUUCCUAUAAUAAUAAGUGUGAUUACAUAUAAAUUUAAAAUUAGGUAACAAAAGUUCAAUAUCAUUUCCAUGCCCCUAAAAACAAUAUAUAAUAAAUGUAACAAAUUUAAGAAGAUUCUUUUACACUAUUCCAUUAUUAGUUACUAAUUUUUAUCAUUGUAUAUACUAUGAUGCGAAUAGUAGAUGAUAAGGGUAGUAUUAUAUUUUAAUAAAUAAUUUCUUUCUGAUUUCCUUUUGUUAUUAUAACACAUAACUUUUAUAACUUUGAAAAUAAAAUACACAUACCAAAAAGUUAUUUUAGAUUUUUUUUUUUUGUCUUUGGAUCCGCUCUUGAGUGUAGUGUAGUUUAUAUAUUAUACUUGAAUGUAAAAAAUAUUAUUUUUAUUAUGAUUUUUCUUAUUGUUAUUGUUACUUAUAAUUUUCUAAUGAUGUAUAACAAAACAUAAUUUAAAAAUAAAUAAUGUGCAAUGGAGAGUUCAAAUGUUGGCUAAAAGAAUAUAUAAAUUAUAAACAUUCNUUAUGUAUUUUGAACAAUACGAAUCCGAGUACAAAUGUAACUAAUUAAAGAAUGUACCGAUUGUACCGAUGUAACGAGUAUUUUGGAAUCAGUACUGUACAGUAACUGUACCGAUUAGAACGAUUCCACUAAAGGAAUGACAAUUUCCUCCACUUCACUAGAAUGGAGAGUUCAAAUGUUGGCUAAAAGAAUAUAUAAAUUAUAAACAUUCUUUCAAUUGAUUUUUAUCUUACGACUAACAAUUUUAACUAGUAUUGAGAUUUAAUUUUAAUGGAUACCUAUUGAAAAUUAAAAAAGUAUCCUGGAAAAUUUAAGGAAUGUGUUAACUUAAAAAUUGUGGUAAUCAUGAUCUACUUGAGAUUUAUUUUCAAUGACAUUAAGAAUUUAAUUAUUGAAAACAAUGUUAAUACAUAUUGAAGAGGGUAUUGAUGGGGAAUGUAGCUUAGAAAAAACUAGAUCAUAGUGCAUUAAAAAUGGAAGUAUUUUAUUUUCAUGGGGUUUAGAAUUUCUGGGAUAAACUGGAAAUAAAAUU